Messenger RNA from Cotesia congregata, 2817 nucleotides. The record is from the annotation of a GenBank genome assembly. Lineage: Eukaryota; Metazoa; Arthropoda; Insecta; Hymenoptera; Braconidae.
AUGAUUCGUAGAAGGGACAAUAAUAAGCGAGCAUUCUAUGUUGUUCAAUUCCUAGAAUUGCCUUUUGAAGGUAUUGAUGAUUACGUAUGCGUGCCGUACACUUGGCUGAUAGUACGUAAAGCGACGGAUCAGAAGUCUAUUGUUGCGUACCCUAAAGGGGAAGAUCCUUUUGUCACCAAAGAUCGCGUCAAGAACAAGGAGAGAUGCAAUAACGAGUGGAGAUUUUUUAUGGCUGCGAUCAAAUAUGAAACAGAUAGUUACGGAGAUGCAGAAUAUUGGAUUGCGAUGAGAAAUGAUAAUGGACCUUCAGUAGAAAGAGAAUUAAAAACAACAGAUAUAGAAACAGAGUUCUCGUUAAAUAAGAAAUUGCGUAAUGCCAACCGAAACCAUUCGUCGAAAUUAGAUGAUAAUCCUCGGAAACCACUGCCAAAAAUAUUAAUCAAGCGACCAUCACUACCAGAACCGAACAAACAACUUAAUGAGAAACAGAUGAAACUGGAUGACGCUGCUCAGUCAUCUGGCACUAUUGUUACCGACGCUAAUGCAGAGCCUGGAUCUUCAAGACAGGAACAAUCGAUUAUAGCCCAGGACAACCAAACAAUGGAAUCUGCUCAGACAGGAACAACUGCUAGUGAUUCUAACGGUACAUUGAGCUCCUCUCAGCGGAAAGAUGAAAACCUCCAAGAAUCAUUACCAAUACAAGAGCAACAAGAAUUGAGUAGGUCGUACAUAAAUGUAGCAACACCAGAUACACCAACCUUUGUUAUAGACGACAAUGAAGAAGUCCAACCUACCAGUAUUGAGGAACAGCAAGUACCUUCUUAUCAAGCUAUCUCACAAUUUACGAAACAGUCGAAACCCGUCCAACAACCUCGAAUUGUGGCGGCCCCAUCAAUAGAGAUGACUCAAAAACCGGUUGAAAAGCGAAUACGACUAAUGAAUAUUAAAAGGAAUUUGGAAAUUGCCGCACAGAACCAAUCAAACUUAAUGGAUCGAAGUCGAACGUUAUUGACGCGCUCAGUGGAAGAACAAUCAUCCGCAACCACUCAAAAUCAAUCACAAGAUGGUACUCAAUUACAAGAAAUGCGCAGCGGAAAUAGUAGAAAAUCGACAGCUCUGCUCCGUAGCAUGGCGAUUAGCUCUCAAGAAAUUAAUGAUGUACCUAGAAUUAAUCUAAAUAACACUCAAAACGUAAAUACUGUCGAUCCACGGAAUAUUGUUCAGAGUUUCACCAAGGUUGCAUCAGCUUCACAAAGUAGUCUAAGCUCAUCCCUUCAGCGCCCUAGCUAUGGUCGACAAUUAGAUGGACAGCAAAGCUUGCUAAAUCAACAACAGUCUCUCACGCAAUCUUAUCAGAAUCAAUGUAUACCGACUAAUGGAAAUAACUUUGAACAAGACCUACUUAGGAAAUCUGCAGAGCGUAACAAUUACGAACAGCGACCUAACUCUCGGCCUAUCAGAAUGAGUACUCCAUCUAUCGGACAAAAUUCAAUUAUCCCUUCCAGUCCGUUGUAUCAGACCUCCAAGCUUCCACAACAGAGACAGUCGCACCCAUCUCAGCAAGACUCACAACGGCAACCACAGAAACCGAAAAUACGUAUUGGCACCUCUACCAAGCCACAAAACAACCGGCAAACACCUACUUUUCAAGUCACAAAAGAAACGCUGUCACCUAUUCUUACGAAGGUUCUAAAUUCGGUACGACAAGCACUAUCAACUACUCAUAACCAAUAUCUUCAGAACGAGCGGCAAUUUCAGGGAAAUCAUAGUAAACGUGCACCUGUUAAUGAAAAUCAUCUGAGCCAAAUUGACAAUACAUUGCAAACAGAUGAGUGGAUGGAAGAAGAAACUCCGUCAGCGCAUUAUGGGGCAAAUUCAGAUUCCGAUACUGUUACUGAUCAUGAAGUCACUUCAGAUCAGGAGAUGUCUGCAGAUGAAGCACCUGUUGAAAGAACGAAUAACUUUUACGGCCCUGGAAUCAGUUCUGGAAGUAGCUCUGCAGACAGACCGAUAGCUGCACAAAACUCUACGAUCCACCAGACGCAUUCUAAAGUUAUAUUGGAGCAGCAAAUGUUAGAUAACUUUGCUACACUCUUAACUCAAAUGGGAUCUACUUUGCGUUAUACUACUGAUAUGUACAACACCCUACGAAGUUCAAUCCUCGAUACUGCCCAAACAUAUAAAAAAUUAUUGGGUGCAGUCGAAGAAUUCAACUCAGUGCAAAAAUUAGCCAGCAAUUCAUCUUCUUCAAGCAACCGAACAGAAGAAGUCUCACAGUUGUCUGAAGAAAGACACAUUGAAGUAGCAGCGAGUACUAGUUCUAGUACUCAGAAUCAACAUAGUCGUGGUGAUGCUAACAGAACGCCGAAAAUAAAAUACAACUCAUGGCGUCUUGUUCUACCACCGGAAUAUGAUCCUCGUGAUACCAGAUGGACAUUGAAGUAUCGAACAAAUCUGCCAGGACUCGUAGAACUUACGCCUCAAAGUGGUGUUUACGUCAGCUACGGAGACCUCAAAUACUGUCAGCAAGUAUCAAAAGAUUGCCAAUCAUUAGCGAAGCGAUUAUUAUCAGCAGUAUUUAACAGAAAAGCACUAAGUGUUUGUUUCUCAAUGACUGAGAAAGCGCAGGCACCUGAUAAUGUUGUAUCUAAUAUAAGGCCAGAAUUAGAUGAUAAUGCGUGUACGGUACUGUUAAAUUUCGUUUUAGAGCACGGACUCCAACGUGGUUGGAAUACUGAUCUACAACCUAUCCUCAGUACUUUACAUUGUAAGAUUCAAGAGAUUCGGUUCAAAUACGGUGUAGUGGUUCAAUGCUAA